Pipistrellus nathusii (Nathusius's pipistrelle) is the source of this 1056-nucleotide messenger RNA. Lineage: Eukaryota; Metazoa; Chordata; Mammalia; Chiroptera; Vespertilionidae. The record is from the annotation of a GenBank genome assembly.
AUGGCUUCUACAGGGAGCCAGUCCUCUGAUACAGACAACAUUUUUGGAUUCCUCAGUGAUGGCACACCUCCAACCAAGAAACCCAGGAAACUGCUUCCAAGCUUAAAAUGUAAGAAGCCGCGGGAACUUGUGCUGGUGAUUGGAACGGGCAUUAGUGCUGCGGUCGCACCUCAGGUUCCAGCUCUGAAAUCUUGGAAGGGGUUAAUCCAGGCUCUACUGGAUGCUGCCAAUGACUUUGAUCUUCUAGAAGAUGAGGAGAGCAAAAAAUUUCAGAAAUGUCUCCAUGAAGACAAGAACCUUGUUCAUGUUGCCCAUGACCUUAUUCAGAAACUCUCCCCUCGUACUAGUAAUGUUCGAUCCACGUUUUUUAAGGACUGUUUAUAUGAAGUAUUCGAUGACUUGGAGCCAAAGAUUGAAGAUGCUGGAAAACAGCUACUUCAGUCAGUUCUCCACCUGAUGGAGAACGGGGCCCUGGUAUUGACUACAAAUUUCGACAACCUCCUGGAACUGUACGCAGCAGACCAGGGCAAGCAGCUUGAAUCCCUUGACCUCACUGAUGAAAAAAAGGUUCUAGAGUGGGCUCAGGAGAAGCGGAAGCUGAGCGUGCUGCACAUCCAUGGGGUCUACACCAACCCUAGUGGCAUUGUCCUUCAUCCUGCUGGGUACCAGAACGUGCUCAGGAACACCGAAGUUAUGAGAGAGAUUCAGAAACUCUAUGAAAACAAGUCAUUUCUUUUCCUGGGUUGCGGCCAGACGGUGGAUGACACCACUUUCCAAGCCCUUUUUCUGGAGGCCGUCAAGCAUAAAUCUGACUUAGAACAUUUCAUGCUGGUUCGGAAAGGAGAUAUAGACGAAUUCAUGAAGCUUCGAGAAAAUAUGCUGGACAAAGGGAUCAAGGUCAUCUCCUAUGGAAAUGAAUAUGCUGAUCUCCCAGAGUAUUUCAAGCGGUUGACCUGUGAGAUCUCCACGCGGGGAAGGUCAGCAGGUGUGAUGAGAGAAGGUCACCUAAAUGGCUCAUCGGCAGAGCACAGUGAAAUAAGAGACCUCAGUACAUGA